This is a messenger RNA of Zalophus californianus (California sea lion), 1017 nucleotides long. RefSeq names its product calcyclin-binding protein-like. Gene Ontology annotation, molecular function: tubulin binding; S100 protein binding; ubiquitin protein ligase binding. Bases 153 to 710 code for a protein of 185 amino acids. The record is from RefSeq and is a predicted model, not a curated record. Gene Ontology annotation, biological process: heart development. NCBI's taxonomy places the organism in Eukaryota, Metazoa, Chordata, Mammalia, Carnivora, Otariidae. The transcript has a single exon. Gene Ontology annotation, cellular component: nucleus.
GCCUGAUCAGUCCGACCACGGCUUCAGCUUCGGAAGAGCUACAGAAAGAUUUAGAAGAGGUGAAGGUGCUGCUGGAAAAAGCCACUAGAAAAAGAGUACGUGAUGUCCUUACAGCUGAAAAAUCCAAGAUUGAGACAGAAAUCAAGAACAAGAUGCAGCAGAAAUCACAGAGAAAAGCAGAACUUCUUGACAGUGAAAAGCCAGCUGCUGUGGUUGCUCCCGUUACAACAGGAUAUACAGUGAAAAUCAGUAAUUACAGAUGGGAUCAGUCAGAUAAGUUUGUGAAAAUCUAUAUUACCUUAACUGGAGUUCAUCAGGUCCCCACCGAGAAUGUGCAGGUGCAUUUCACAGAGAGGUCAUUUGAUCUUUUGGUAAAGAAUCUAAAUGGGAAGAGUUACUCCAUGAUUGUGAACAAUCUCUUAAAACCCAUCUCUGUGGAAGGCAGUUCAAAAAAAGUCAAGACAGAUACAGUCCUUAUUUUAUGUAGAAAGAAAGCAGAAAAUACACGUUGGGACUACCUGACACAGGUUGAAAAAGAAUGCAAAGAGAGAGAAAAGCCCUCCUAUGACACUGAAACAGAUCCUAGUGAGGGACUGAUGAAUGUUCUAAAGAAAAUUUAUGAAGACGGAGAUGAUGACAUGAAGCAAACCAUUAAUAAAGCCUGGGUGGAAUCAAGAGAGAAGCAAGCCAAAGGAGACACAGAAUUUUAAGACUUUAAAGUCAUUUUGGGAACUGUGAUGUGGAAAUAUUGAUGUUUCCAAUAAGGAAAUGUUGGUGAGCUGCACAGAUAAAUUUGACAGAUAACUGCUUACAUAGCCACCUUCUAAGUAAAGGCAGUGAAUUCUCCCAUUUCCUCCUGGAGGAUUUAUUUAAAUAAAAUAUGCUUAUUAAACACUUCCUCCAAAGAGCGUUUCCUUAGUAAUCUGGGCAUUUUGUUCAAAAAAGGAUAAUAUGGUAUUCUUGUGUGAAAUGUAAAAAAAGCAAGUCUUGCCUAAUGAUAAUGCCACAUUGUGUGUA